Rangifer tarandus platyrhynchus (Svalbard reindeer) is the source of this 1896-nucleotide messenger RNA. Lineage: Eukaryota; Metazoa; Chordata; Mammalia; Artiodactyla; Cervidae. The record is from the annotation of a GenBank genome assembly.
AUGAAAGGCAUUAAGAAAAGCCUUACAGAAGAAUAUCUGUACUUGGACUUUUCUCACCAAAAAGAAGGGUGCAUCUUUCCUCUUCAUACGUCUGUAACUUUAUUUUUGUUAUCAUACUGUGACUGCACAGUCUUUAAAGUUUACUUAGUCCUCCCUGGAGAAAGCACAAGUAUUUCACUACCUAAAAACGUACCAUCUGAGGGUGUUGAAAUACAGAUUAUUUCAAGGCAAGAGCUUCCACCAAUAGUCCAGGGUUGCCGUUUACCUGCAGUAGUAGAAAGACCAGACAAUUUCUGUAGAGCAGGACUUGCUGUCGUUCUGAGACACAUAAUCCAGAAGUCAUAUGAAGCAGACCCCUCAAAGAAGGAAAUUUUGGAACUUCUGGGUUUUAAGAAGACUUGCUUGAAAGCUUGUGCUGAAGUUAGUCAAUGGACCAGGCUAUGUGAACUUACCAUCCCUUUAGCUGUUGAGAAUUUUCUCAAAGAAGCUUUUGAUCAACCCCCAACUAUUCCUGCUGCAAUACUAGAGCUUGAGAAAAAGCUUAGUGAACCCGUUAGAGUGCAUAAUGAUGACAAACUCCGGCGUCAGAAGCUAAAGCAACAGAAGGCUGCCGGGGUUGGGCCUUCCCUUGCCAAGGAAAGAACGCAGAGCAAGGGUCAUAGGCAGGAAGUAUCUGAAGAGGGGGACUCCUCAUCUGCAAGCCUGGAACUGAGAGUGGCCUUCUCGAAGCUCACAAUACACAAGGAGCCCGCUUCUGCCAACAGAGAGCCUUCUCACGUCAGAAAAGCAAAAGCCUCUGACCUGCCUCCUCUGGACCACGUGUUCGCAGAAGGCCUGUACUUCACGUUGGCAGAUAUUGUGCUAUUGCCCUGUAUCCAUCAUUUUUUGGUAAUUAUCUGCAGGAAACUUUCUGGAAAGCUGGUAGAAUUCCCACUGCUGGCUGCCUGGUACCAGAGGAUUCAGGAAGUGCCAAGAGUGCAAAUAGCAGCUUCUCAGUGUGGGAUCCAAUUUCUCAGAUUACCAGAAUUACAGACCACCUCAAGUCAACAGCCCCCAAACUUAGAUGAGACCCCAUGUGCAGAGGAGCAAAAUGAUCCUUCGUUUAUUGGAGGACCAAGACCCACUAUGACUAAAUUAAUGGAAAAAGGCAUUGAAGUGAUGUUUUCUCCCCACCCCUGCCCUACUUGGACCCUUGAUUGGGAUAUACUUCCUGCAGCAGUGAGCCCAAAAGAAGGUAAAAUGUCCAGUGAUCGAGCUUUGAGGAAGCAGCAACAGUUGAACAACCUUGUUUAUAUGGUGACAAAUCAGGCCAAACCUGGUGACAGAAUUGUGGAUUUCUGUAGUGGUGGGGGCCAUGUUGGGAUUGUCCUAGCUCACCUGAUGCCAUCAUGCCAGGUUAUACUAAUAGAAAACAAGGAAUUAUCAUUAAUUCGUGCUAAGAAGAGAAGUGAUGAACUAGGUUUAAGCAACAUUUGGUUCAUUCAAGCAAAUAUGGAGUAUUUUACAGGGAUGUUUAAUAUUGGGGUGGCGUUGCAUGCGUGUGGAGUGGCAACAGACAUGGUGAUCGAGCACUGCCUCAAAACACGGGCUUCCUUUAUCACAUGCCCUUGCUGUUACGGUUUCAUUCAGAACACCUCCAAGUUUAAUUUUCCAAAAAGUGAACAAUUCAAGAAAAUAUUAUCAUACAAGGAACACAUGAUUCUGUGCAGAUUUGCAGACCAGACAGCUGUCCAGCUUCCACCCCAACGAAGGCUCAUAGGAAAACAGUGCAUGUGCCUGGUGGAUCUGGAUCGAGCAAGAGCUGCAGAAGAACGUGGCUACUCCGUUCAAGUGAUAUCCAUGGAGCCAGAGAGCUGCUCUCCCAAAAAUAACAUGAUCGUGGGAGUCCCCGUUUAG